Molecule: messenger RNA, 6500 nt
Organism: Lytechinus pictus (painted urchin)
Lineage: Eukaryota; Metazoa; Echinodermata; Echinoidea; Temnopleuroida; Toxopneustidae
Product: sodium-coupled monocarboxylate transporter 1-like
Exons: 14
Coding region: 855-2759 (634 amino acids)
Biological process (GO): sodium ion transport; transmembrane transport
Cellular component (GO): membrane
Molecular function (GO): symporter activity
Source: RefSeq, a predicted model, not a curated record
GCUCCUCUCACCGAUCGAGUCAGCCCCCAGGCUGAGGUUAAAGAGCGUCCUCGUUCUCGAUUGGUCAGUAUUGGGGAUUGAUCCAAGAGCGACCCCAAACAAAUCGAAUUUCCUUUCAAAGAACCAACUCUGUAAGAUCGUUCGGGGUACAGUGUCAACAUAAACGGGUAGACCUACAAAAUAAUGAGAGGCAUAACUGCCAACCAUAUGAAAGGUUUUACUGUAUUUUGAACUGGGGUUGGCAGAUGAAUCGCAACAGUCGCUGCUGGAAUAUACAUUUUCUUGCUUGGCUUGGUGACAUCGAGGAACCGGAGUAGCGUCAUCUGGGGAGCAAAGUUUAAUAAGUUGCUCAUUUUCCCAAAGUGGCACUUCGCCUAUGCUUUUAUCGAAUAUAAACUGAGAGAGGCUACUGUGGUGUGUUGUGAAGUGACAGGACCUGUUGUGUUGACCAUCACAGCUGUUUUGAACUGUUUAUCUAAUGCCCUGGAGGUGGACGCAAUUGAAUUGAGUUCGUUAUUAUUUGGGUUGGUCGUGGUCCGUCGUGGUCGUGAUAGUUAUACAUAUCAUCACCUUGUUCGGCGCUCCUAUAUGAACCUUUUAGGUCUGUGAACCAAGUAAGGUAAUCUAUAGUAUAGUGUCGUUGCUCGCUGACGUUUGAAUAAUCAUUGACGUUGAAUCGAUUAUUUUUCGAAUUGAUUAAAUGGUUAUUGAUUGAACAUUCCACCAUUUUCUUAGAACUUUUAGUGGAUUACUGCGCACUGAUUACGAUCGUUUUAGUCGCUCGUCAUCAUCAAAUCUACUUUCGACAUAUAAGCUCAUUUCCCAUAACACCGUAGUCAUCGACCACCGGAACGAUGUCGUCGGUAAGCACUGUCAAGACCUUCUCCGCGGCCGAUUAUGUCAUCUUCUCCGGCAUGCUCGUCAUCUCCGCCGGCAUCGGCGUCUACCAUGCCUUGACCGGUGGGCGACAGCGGACGACCAGGGAAUUCCUGAUGGCCGAUCGGUCGAUGAAUCCCAUCCCCGUCGCCUUCUCACUCGUCGCCAGCUUCAUCUCGGCAAUCACCUUCCUCGGGACUCCUGCCGAGAACUAUGUUUAUGGAUGCAUGUAUUGGAUGUUUGCCUUUGCCUAUAUCGGGGUGGGGCUUGCCACCGCUUUCCUUUUCCUGCCCAUGUUCUAUAGACUCAACCUGACCAGUACCAAUGAGUACUUGGAAAGGCGGUUCAACAGGGUGGUGAGAGUGUGUGGCAUGCUAACAUUUGUUCUUCAGACGGUUAUUUAUAUGGGUAUCGUGAUCUAUGCACCAGCACUCGCUUUGAGUGCGGUUACUGGGCUCAAUCUAUGGGGUUCUGUACUCGCUAUCGGAAUAGUGUGCACCUUCUACACGACCAUUGGAGGAAUGAAAGCAGUGCUGUGGACCGAUGUAUUCCAGGUGAUCGUAAUGAUGAUCGGAUUCUUAGCUAUCGUAAUUGAGACAUGCAGACGACUCGGUGGACUGGGUGAGGCGUGGCGGAUUGCUGACGAAGGAGGGCGGAUUGAUUUCAUUGACUUCAACCCCGAUCCCAAGAUCCGUCACACAUUCUGGUCUGUGGUGGUAGGAGGUACCUUCACAUGGACAGCUGUUUACGGGGUUAAUCAGAGUCAGGUUCAGAGAUACCUCACCUGUGGGGAUGUGCGUGUUGCUCAGAGGGCUGUUCUCUACGCCAUCAUCGGUAUGCUCUUCGUCGUCUGCUUCGCCUGUCUCUCCGGCAUCGUCAUGUAUGCUUACUAUGCUGACUGUGACCCCUUCACGUCAGGCAAAGUUAGUCAGACUGACCAGCUUGUCCCGUACCUAGUCAUGGAUAUCUUUGGGAACCGCCCAGGGCUACCCGGUCUCUUGGUGUCCGCUGCUUUCAGUGCCGCCCUCAGUACUGUAUCGUCUGGUCUGAACUCGCUCGCUGCUGUGACCGGGGAAGACAUUGUCAAGAGGACAUGGCCAGAUAUGUCAGAAGAAAUAUACACCAAGAUCACUAAAAUGCUUGCUGCAUUUUAUGGAAUUCUGUGCAUAGCUAUGGCAUUUCUGGCAUCAGUUAUGGGCAGCAUUUUGCAGACCGCUCUUAGUAUAUUUGGUAUGAUUGGAGGACCUCUGAUGGGUUUAUUCAGCGCUGGAAUGUUCUUCCCUUGGACCAACUCUAUCGGUGCUCUGGCCGGACUCUUCAGCGGACUCUUCCUCUCAUUCUGGAUCAAGAUCGGUUCCCAGAUCUACCCACCGCCCGUGUACAAGCCACCACUAUCGACCGCUGGCUGCCCCGUAGAUAACUUUACCAUGUACAACACCACAGACAUGAUGGGGACCAGCGAAAUGGUGACGUACACGAUGCUCAAUGCGACCACGCCCAUGAUGGAGGAUACGUACAGACCUCCCAUUGCAGACCUCUACGCCCUCUCAUACUCUUGGUACAGUGCUGUAGCUUGGCUGGUGACAAUCACUGUCGCCCUCAUCGUCAGUUUCAUUACAGGUCGAACCAAACCAGAGGAUUUGGAUCCUAUAUUGUACUGUAGCGUGGUAGACACCAUGUACUGCUGCCUUCCAGAGAAGAUCAAGCGAGUCUUCAGAUGCGGAAUGGAAAAUUAUCAGCCACCAGAGGACAUUGAAGGAGAGGCGAGCGAUGAGCACAAGUACACCGCAGUCAAAGGGGGACCUGAUAACGGCGUUCAACUCGAGAACGAAGAGCCCGCCGCCAACGGUAAAGGCCCUAUCGAUGACGACACCAAACUUUAACCUUUGACAUGUCGUCUCAUUAGUAAAGUAUGAUGUUAUUGUAAUAGACAUGGUAGAUGAAAAUAUCUGUGUAUGUGGUUGCUCGUACAAACUGAUUAUCGGAACAGAGAAUGCCAACGUGCAUUAAACAAUAUCAGGGUCGCUAUAUAAAAUAUAGUUUUAGAAAGAUGUGAACAACAUAUAGCAUUUUAUUUUAUUUCCAGGGUUGCAGAAAGAAAGGGAAAUAUUCGAUUAGUGACAGGUACCCUUCUAUAUAAAAACGUUUUAAUAUUCUUACGUUUUAAAUACCAGAAUAAAAGGGGCCAUAGUUUCGUUUCAAAUGUCCGCAGUGUCAUUUUUUAUCAAACUGUCUGUUAAAGUGAUGGACAAUUUUAGAUCAUAAUAGACUGUAAUUUUUUUUAUAAAUGAUACGACUUGUAAAUAUUCGCGAUUGUGUGAAAAGGGAAAAGUGCAGCGCCAGCUCUGCAACGAUUCUUUGAUAAUUUGCACAUUGUCUUUGUUCUGUCCGUUUAGAAAGUUAAAAUAUAUUUCGUUGUGAAAGAUUUUGUUUGAAUGCUUAACCAAUGAAUUUGUACAUAAUAACUCCGAUCCAUCAUUGUUUCGUUUUGUUCUUUAUACCGACAGUAAUGAUAUUGUUUAAUUAUUGUACGCCUACAGAUACUGCAAAAUAUUCUUGAAGAUAAAAUUACAUCUCUUAAAUAGACGUGUUAUAUCUGUAGAGUUGUAGUGGGACUUUAUACGAUUUUAUUUUGCAGUCAUACAAUGGCAGUUUCUUAAUUGCGGAGUGUGCGAUUGCGAUAAUUGAGGUCAGACGCUUGCUUUCCAACUGCCAAAGUAUCAUGUCAAUUUCCAAGUCUGUGGGUAAAUCCACAUUAAGAAAAACACCCGAAGUAGUUCCUCUAUAUGUUUUUACCGUUUGUGUUUUUACCAUUAUUAAUGAAUAGCUAUCAGAUCGCAUUGGCGGGAUAAGGUUAUUAGACUGGGAGGUUCUACUCCGCCUCCUCCUCACCCCCCCCCCCCCCCCGACUGAUUCGUUUACAUGUAGAUAAUUAUGAUAAAAUCGAUCAUGAUAGUGAUGGCGCUGGGGAAGCGGUGGUGGUGGUGGUGAUGAUGAUAAUGAUCUGAUGAUGAUGAUGAUGAUGAUAACGACGACGAUGUUGAUGGCGAUGACCAUAAUUAGUGAUAUGUGUGCGUAGGUGUAGAAGGCUCAAGCCACAAUCGCUCCGAAGCAGACUACCUCACCAAGACAUAUUUCAUAAAGAUUUGAGAAGUAUGUUUAUUAAUUUGUAUCAGGAUGUCUAGAGAUAUAUUAUGAAGUAUAUUUUUACUGAUAUUGGCUUCGCACGACUGAUAGAAAAUACUGUAUCUUUUCUGCCUAUCAACGGAUAAUAUAUCAAAUUAUGAGAAUCGUGAGAAUAUUGCAAGAAAUUCAUGAAAUUGCAAUGUUAACACACCAUACUUCGUGUGCUACCACCGUAUGGCCAUGAGCAGGAUGGUACUGAAAAUUGCACAAACCAGUUAAAGAUAAAUUCCAGUUGUGGGGACGAUCUCAAAAUGACUUUUUACAGAAUUUAAUAUAAUGAUCACCAAAGUGUCUGUUUGUAUGAAUAAAAAUAUGUGCCAAAGGAUUCUGGAAGAAAUUGUGUAAUUGCUGAGAAAUAAGCAAAAUAAGCGCGGAUUCUGUCACUUCCGUCGGGUCUUUAUUCCAGCAAUAAUAAUACACUGUCCCACGUGUGUCUAUCUGUGUUGGCGAUCUUCAGUGUGAUCGUUUUUUAGCUUAGAUAUUAUGAUUUCACAAAGUUCAGUUUAUGUAACUGUACCAGAUCUAGAUCCACGAUGAUAGAGUAAUACUUAACCUUGGUUUUACAGACUUUCUCACGAAAUCAGUAUUUUACUGCAACUACUGUCAUUUAGCUUUAAUAACAAUUUGUCUUUUAAAGUAGAUUGUUGAUAGAUUGCAGUAUGUAUAAUAACUUUACUUAAAUGUCGAUAUCGCACAUGUGGUAUUGUAUAUACUGUAUUUGAUUUUUAGGUGUAUUAUGUACAAUGAUAAUUAAUAAUAGUGUAGUUUAUACCUAUGUCACGUCAUCGCUUAUACCUAGUUUUGAUAAAUGUAAUCCGGAUAACAUGAAUAACCCUUUUUUCUCUUUCUUUAACUUACAUGUAUGAAAUGUUACACAUAAGCAUGAUAAGUGUUGUAGGUUGCACUUGGUAGUUUACACUAAAUCUAAAGGGGCUGUCACACUGGGACCCGGUUUCACAAAUAGUUACGACUAUCGUAACUUUGCCAUUAUGCCAGCUACCAUGGUAACAGGGCUCAUCAGCCAAUCACAAUGGCAAAUUUACCGCAGUUGUAAAGCUUUAUUAAACAAACCCCAGGGGAGCGUUUCGUCAACUUUUUUGUCUGACAAGUUGUCAGAUCUGGGGCCUGUUGCAGAAAGAGUUGCGUUCAUUUAAUCGCAAGUCAAAAUAUCAAGCGCAAGUCCCGAAUACGGGUGCUUCAUUGGCUGUAAAUCAAGUUGCGCAAGAUUUUUUUUGCAACGGGCCCCUGACAACUUUUCCUGAGUUCGAUUGGCUAUUAAAGGACUGUUGCUAUAGUAACUGUCGGAUAAAACAUGACUUGUCGGAUAAAUCGUCCGACAAGCCCUUUCAUGAAACACCCUCCAGAACUAUUUCGAUAUCAAGAAAAUUAUUGGUUAACAAGAGCUGCAUUAUCCUAGUAAAAAAAAAAUUAAUGAUAAAUCGGCUUGUCAGAGUAUAUAUCUCGGCACACGCCGGCUUAUUUCAUUUAGGAGUGGCAGGCCCUUUACCAUUGCCAAAUAUUUUGCUAGACAGGGUAUACAACCAAAAUGCCUCAUGUUAUUAUGUGUUCAAGAUAUUUCUGAAUUUCAUUCAUUUUAAGCGAAUAACUAUCAUACGCUGUAUAAGAUUUAUUUUAAGAAUCUUGGCAAACGUAAUGUUAACCAAAAGUAUCAUGCUGGUGACACGUGGAAACAACUUCACGAAGUGUACAGAGGGGCCAAAGAACGAAUUUGAAACUGUUUGGGGCUAUUAAAGCAUGCGCAAAAUCACAAUUUGAUGGUAGGCCUAUAUUUCCUUUUUUUUGUGUGCAUGGUUGUAGCUAUAGGCUGUAGCAUGAACAAAUAAUAACAACUUGGCAUCCGGGACUUCUCUGUCGUUGCAGUGCAUUUCCUACCAAUGGAAAACACUGUGAAUCCACGACACUAAGUGCUGAAUAUGAUGGAUAACAAAAACAAAGUCAUGUUUUAUUGUAACGUGAUACGCAAAUGAUUAAUGGUGCCGAAUUUAGUCUUUAAUAUAUAUAUUUGUCUACAGUCACGCUUUACCAUUAUUUUUUCGUCAUUAGUCACGGUGUGUUUACCAGCAGUUUGGCGCGUCGUUCCAUAAACAUGGAGAGGAACUCUAUAAUCAAUUUUAACUGGUAUUUCAAACCGUGUUUCUGAUAAAAUCUCAAUUUUUUUAAAUAUCGUAAUGGAUGUUCAUAGUCGGUGGUGUUACGACUAGAAAGUGAAUUUGUAAAUACUGUAAUGACGUCGUACGUCUUAUUUUUUGAAAUCCAAUUUCUCUUUUCGAACUUGCAGUGAGAUUUACACGGAAACAUUUACAUUUGUUUGAAACUAAGACAUUGUGCAUUGAAACGUAGUGACAAUUGCAACAAAUACUUUUAAUGAAAUGAUGAUGAAGGUGAGGAAAAAUAAAGGAGUGUGUUUUCAUUUUCUA